Molecule: messenger RNA, 2004 nt
Organism: Moneuplotes crassus
Lineage: Eukaryota; Ciliophora; Spirotrichea; Euplotida; Euplotidae
Source: the annotation of a GenBank genome assembly
UUUAAAAAAGCGCGAAUAUGGAAUCAAGAGCACCAGCAUCUAAGUCUUUAGCACUAGUUAAUCUUUUGACAAACCCUAUAACCAUCACAGCUUUAGCCCCCUUCAUGGGUAAUUUUCCUGACGUCUGGGUAUUAUUAACUUCAUUAUGCAAGCCAACUAAUGAAUUCUUUAACCAAAACCUUGAGAUAUUCUCCCGAAUUUAUUCCUGUGCUGAGUCUAAUGACAAGAGAGGAUAUUUUGAUCUUGGAACCCAGUUCAAUAAAGAGAUUACACCCAUAUUUAAGUAUUUAAGAAUUGGAAAUUUGUCAGUCAAGCUCUUAACACCAGACAGCUGAAAAGUGUUUUGUUCAUUAUUAGAAUCUGUGGAAGAUGCUUCUUCGCUCAAAUUCGAAGAAGUAGUUAUUAAAAAUCCAGACGUGAGAGAGGGAAUUGAUAUGAUUAACUCAGUUCACAACACCUUCAAGAAAUUGAGUCUUCCUGUAGAGACACUCCAAACAAAACUUCCUUUGGCAAAAGGUAAUCUAGUAAAACUUGAAGAGCUAAAAGAUAAUGAAAUUGAGUACUAUUCCAAGCUUAUUGGCUAUCAGUGAGCAAUUAUUGACAAGAUUAAGCAAGUUCAUGAAAUUGAUACUCUCGGCUUUGCUCCAGGAGAAAAGAAUGCAGGCCUGUUUUCCUAUAUCAAGGGCAAAGUGCACACUCUCCACAUCGCAUUUAAGAAUCUUGAAGAAAUAGAUGGCAAGCAAGAUCUGAAACUUGAUAAAGAUUUUUCAGAAAGUCUUAAAUGUUUGAAUAUUUUGGAAUAUCCUAGCGAAGAUGUAGAGGAUUUCAGCCCUUCUUUUGAUAGCGUACCUGCUAUGCUGAGAAAAUUCUUCCCUAAUCUAGAUAAAAUCAAGUACAUUGAGACCAAAUCAGAGGGACAAGUCACAGUAAAUUGAGAUGUCUGGGGUUAUGGAACAUCAUUCGAUAAUGAGCAAGAUGGAGAAAAUGGUAUCUUCCUCAAAGAUGUCAAGGUCUAUUAUUAUGAGGGCGAGAAUAUCCGAUGCUUUCAAGUAGAUAAAAUGCUCUUAUCAUCCCAAAGCUUCUGUGACAUGUAUCAUAUAUCUAAUGAAUACUUCUUUAUUGACACUUCAAAUAUGGAUUCAUCUCCUGAUUUUAGCUUUGAAAAUGCAAGAAUUGUGGAAGAAUUUGAUAAAGAUGAGAUUGCAUCCCUAAUGACAUCAGCAGAGAAUGAUUUUGAAUUACAAGAUCCCAUUUACAUGAUAGAGAACAAAAAUAUAAGCAAGAUUUGCUUGCCUGAUAACCAUCAUCUAUUGAAUGACAUUCUUCAGAUAGAGUCUGAUGAUAGCUUUGCUGUCAAGACUGAGGAUACAAUGAUACACAAGACCUUGAAAGAGCUAACAGUAGACUUAACUACUUCUGGGGAUGGUCUGGACGUUCUCCAACUUCUCAAAAAGAUGAAGAUCCCAUCUCUGCAUGUCCCAGUUAAUAAGACUUUCAGUUGCACCCUCCAAUUCGUGACCCUCACUUUUGAAGAUGUAAAGGCUUCGAUGUUUGGAGCAGCUGAUGGUGAUGAUAGUGGCAGGAAAGGAGAUAAUAGUACAAACAUGAAGAUACUUGAGGAUGUUAUUGGGAUGAACCCGACCUACCUCAUUUUGUACAGAUCUUUCUUGUUGAAAAUGAUGAGUAAAGAACAGAAGAACAAAAUUGUUAACAUUUUGUGCAACCCCCUUCUUGAAACAAUUGAGUUACAGGAGAUUGAGGAAGAGGAAGACACUCCUAUUGACUUUGAAGCACUUGAGGGUCCAAAACAAGAAGAGAAUAAGGAGGAAGAGUUAAUACAGAAUGAAGAUGAACUUUUGGGGAAUCCUGAACAAGAGCAGAUUGGAGAGGAUGAUUUUGAUGAUGAUAGCAUUUCGUAUAUUGUCCUGAAGAAUAGAAAUCCUAGAAAAAUGAGAGCAAAAUUAAUCGAAUUUAUGGGAUAAGCUCAAUACGCUGAUCUAAAAA